UUGUAUGCCCCGCAUCACGUAAAGCGGCCGCCAUGUUGUUCGAUAAAAUGGCGGUAGCUUUAUCGUUGAAACAAUCUUUAUGUACAAAUAAAUAGAAUUUCAUAUAUACUAGCUGAACACACAUGGCGGCCAGCACCGCAGGAAAAGCCUUUUCGGCGCUCGGAGUUGUCUUUCAACCGAGAAUCAACUCGAGAUACACACAAUUGUUAUGCCCGUUGUUACAAGUACGUGAGUAUGCAGCUCGCAAGAGUACCCGAGAGAGGAAGGAAAAAUUGAAGAAGAAAAAGAAGGUGGUGGAGGUAAAGAAGAUCGGAUGGAUUCCGCAGAAUUUACGUGUUAAAAAAUCACAGGCUCUGGCCCUUAAUACUGUCAAAAGAAUUGACUUAAAUAAGACAACGACAGGUGAUGAUGUAUGGUUGCAGAAAUAUCACCAAUUUAAGGUUUAUCCCUUCGAGGAGGCAGUGCAAUGCCACAGGGAAACACAUCAUCCCACACGCUAUAAUAUGCCCAAUGCUUAUAUCAAUGCUUUCAUCGAACUCGACAUGACUGGAGACAAGAAGCCGAUUGAGCCUUUCUCACGUACAGUCAACAUCCCUUGUCCUUUCGAUCAUGGAGAGUACAGGACAGUCGUCGCUUUUUGCAAGGCUCCAGAAUUGGCGGACAUGGCUGACAAAGCUGGAGCCACUCUCAGUGGAGGUAUUGAUCUGAUAGCCAAAUUUCAGACAGGAGAAAUACCAGUAGGUGAUUUUCAUAGUUUCGUGGCUCAUCCUGACAUCCUUACGGAGCUCUCUGUCAUUAGGGGGUUGAUGAAGAGGAAAUUUCCUAAUCCUCGUACAGGUACUUUGGGAUUAGAUUUGCCUGCGCUGAUUCAUAAAAUUCUCCAUGGAAUCAAAUACAGUGCAGUUCUCCACGAGAGACAACCAAAAUUUGCAACAAUAACCGCCCCCAUUGGCACACUUGCAAUGGACUCGAAAGAGCUCGAACAGAACUUCGAAGCAGUAAUCCAAGACGUCAAUAAAAUGAAACCCAAAGGAGACGGCCCAUUUUUGUGGAGAACAAGUCUAAUGAGUGCGGUAACACAAGAAGCAUUAAAAGUCGACUUUGAGCAAUAUUUCGAACAGGCCACAAAGACCGAUGACCAAAGUGAUGACUCAGAUGAUGAGGAAGAGGCAUCGAUUCGCGCUUAGCUUAGUAAUCAUUUCUUCCUCAACAUGAAUAAAUAAAACAAAAAGCCAAAUAACCUAAAUAAA
Messenger RNA from Diachasmimorpha longicaudata, 1250 nucleotides. RefSeq names its product large ribosomal subunit protein uL1m (gene mRpL1). The coding region runs from base 123 to 1187 and encodes 354 amino acids. The transcript is spliced from 8 exons. The record is from RefSeq and is a predicted model, not a curated record. Lineage: Eukaryota; Metazoa; Arthropoda; Insecta; Hymenoptera; Braconidae.